AUGGCACAAAUCGCUUUUUCAAGAACAACACAAACUGAGAAGGAGGUACUCGAUGAUGUGAUUGUCCCCGAAUGCAAAACUGAAGAAUCCUUUGACCAUAGCUACAACUUUGAAAACAAAAUACAUUUAGUUUCCAAAGAUUUGUUUUCUCAAGGAUUUUCAAAAUAUUUUCGGAGUGAUCUGUUCUCCGAUGUAACGGUUAAUCAUGUUCCAACAAAAACAACUUACAGAUGUCAUCGAAUAAUUCUAGCUCACCAAUCUCAGUUUUUUGAAAGUCUUUUUACAGGUCCGUUUAAAGAUUCGGGAGAUUGUGUGGAUGUACACUUUGAAGACAUGGAUGGUGUUUUUGAGAAGGUGCUCGAGUAUUUAUAUACAGGAAAUAUCACAAUUCCAGCAACCUCUAUUGUAGGACUACAUGUUGCAGCAGAUCAAUUAAUUUGUAACGAUUUAUCGAACAGUGUGAUGGUAUUCCUAGAUCAAUUCCUUUCCGAGAAAAACGUUUUUCAGAUUUUAAACUCUUCGCUGAGACAAUACGAUGAUGCUAUUUUGGAGAAAGCAUGCACAUACAUUGCCAUGCAUUUUGUUUCCUUAUAUGAUGAGUUCAAUUUAAUAUAUUCAGAUUUGCCUUCCCAAGUUUUCUUUGGAAUUAUUGCCCAUGAAAAUAUUGCAAAAGGAAGUGGUACUAAAGCCGUUAAAAGUAAGCUGAUUAGUCAGUGUGUGGACGACUAUUGCAAAAAGAAUAAUGUUUUAGAAAAUGUGGAACUGCUUCAGCUGUGUAUUGAUGCUCUCUCAGCUUCUGAAACGAUCACACCAGACUCUGCUGCUUUUUAUCUUAUUCAAUGCCAAAAACACGAUUUAAAGGAGCACAUUUCUGCUUGUACAAGAAUUUUGGCUCUCAAUUUUAAUGAUCUCAAAGACUUGUCAAUUAUUUAUCAAUUCAAACCUGAAACAUUUUAUGAGUUGAUCUCAUCCGAUGAAUUAUACAUUGGUCGUGAAGAUAAUGCCUUUGAAGUGAUUCUAUCCUAUUUCAAGCAUCGAGAAGAUGUAACGGAAGAUCAACGACAGAAAAUAGCGAACACCAUCAGAUUUCCUUUUCUUUCUUAUUCAUAUCUUCAAAAAAUUGUAGAGAAAACAGAACCAUUAAUAGCAAGUGUUGUCUUGGAGGAGAAUUUGGCUCUAUCAUUACUGGAGCGAAUUAAAAAGUUGGAAAAAAAAGGAUCCUACAAAGUUAAUGAUGAAGAGGAAGGUCCACUGUUCUUGAAACCACGAACAACAAGAAUGUUCACGCAUACAUUUGACUUUGAUGAGUGUGGCAUUAUAUAUUGGUUAGGAACUUUGUAUUUAUCUGAGAAUUAUGUCGCUCCAACAACAAGAGGACUUCUCAAAAUUUCAUGUUCGUGCUCUUUUGAGGCUGGAUCAGAGGACGACAUUAUUUCUAGAAAUCCUGUUUCCUGUAACUUGGUCAACAAUCCUGGUACCACCAUUACCUUUGACUUUUUACAGCUCAUAAUUUCACCUUCCGCUUACACAAUUCGACACACCUCUGCACGCGACACGGAGUGUUUAAGAAACUGGAAAUUCCAAGGCUCUAUUGAUGGAAAUCAUUUUGUAGAUAUCAAAGUUCAUACCAACGACCAAACCAUUACCACAAAAUCUCAAUCUGCAACAUUCUCUGUCGAAUGUAAUGAAUAUUUCAGAUAUUUCAGAAUUUUACAAGAUGGCCUUAACAGCAGCUCCAACAACUAUUUGAGCUUGGGAGGUUUUGAAAUUUAUGGACUUGUGAAGAGCAUUGCUUGA
Messenger RNA from Naegleria fowleri, 1797 nucleotides. RefSeq lists its product as uncharacterized. The record is from RefSeq and is a predicted model, not a curated record. The coding region runs from base 1 to 1797 and encodes 598 amino acids. Lineage: Eukaryota; Heterolobosea; Eutetramitea; Acrasida; Naegleriidae. The transcript has 3 exons. Gene Ontology annotation, molecular function: protein binding.